Postia placenta MAD-698-R-SB12 is the source of this 1755-nucleotide messenger RNA. RefSeq lists its product as hypothetical. The record is from RefSeq and is a predicted model, not a curated record. Gene Ontology annotation, molecular function: protein binding. The transcript is spliced from 7 exons. NCBI's taxonomy places the organism in Eukaryota, Fungi, Basidiomycota, Agaricomycetes, Polyporales, Adustoporiaceae. Bases 1 to 1755 code for a protein of 584 amino acids.
AUGGCUGAGAAGGACGCCACUGUCAGGCUCCGGCGAGCGGUCAAGGAGAACAACCUCUUUCUGGUCAAGAGACUCAUCAAGCGGACCGACAUGAGGAACCCGGACCCAACUCACAAACGAUUCACGUCUCUGGCUUGGGCUGCUUUUCUCGGUCAUGAGGAGACAUUCGAGUUUCUCCUAACUAGCGGCCAUGAUGACCAUGAAUACAGCAAGGACUCGGACAAUAACACCAUCCUCAUUCUUUUGGCCGAGGCAAGACCGCCGCUCUCUAGUUCUUACGGGUCUGGCCCCAGCGACCAUGAGUUUUUCAGUGCUAAUCUACGCAUGGCACGGCUCUACUACGAUCAUUAUCCGGAUAUAUUAGAGUGGGCAAAUGUCGAAGGGAAGACCCCGCUGCAUGUAGCGGCAAUGAAGGGUAACGAGGAGCUAGUGCGGAUACUCUGUGAUCUAGGAGCUGACUGUGAUCUCGCUGACAACGAGGGUAACACCCCACUGCACUAUGCGAGCGCUUGGAAUCACAUCUCGGUUGUGCAAUUGCUGAUCGAAAGAGGCUGUCAAUAUUCAGCACGGAACAAUGAAGGGUUCACCCCUUCCGAUUACGCGUAUUCCACCACCACCCGGGAAGUCCUGCAGGAUACAGCUCGCGCCCAAUUUGAAAACAACAAGAAAGCCCGUCGGAACGUUUUUGCCCAGGCCGCCGCCAGAGGCACCGAAUGGGGCGGAACCCCAGAUGUAGGACCUCCUCCGCCUCCCAAAGCUUACAGCAUCGCCAAUGGGUCCGUCCGAAUGCGUAGCGGUUCUGGAACGAGCCGCACGACCACCACUUCUGAUAGCGGUGAUCAACUAGACAACGUAGCGAUACAUUCCACCCGCAGUCACCCAUCACUAGCCUCCUCGUUAUCUCCGCCACGACCACCAGCUCAGUUGCCUUCGGGCUCACAUUCCCCAGCACAACCCUCCGCUAGCUCCUCUGGCAGCACUGCCUUCUCCGCCAACUCGCCGUCACCACAGCCGCACACUCAACUUCUGCCCAAUCACAAUCCGGCAUCAGCCUUAUCACCCAUAGCCACGCGUAUGCGCGAACGAGAUGCCGAUGCGAUGGAGAAGUACAAGCUCCGCCAACGCAGCGGGAGCGCAACUACCGCAUCCACGGACAACCAAUCACAGAACAGCUCGCCAGCGGGCCCCGCCCCUACCGAUGAUGAUAUCAAGCCGCUGAACUCAUUAGUCACGGUAGGAUCGGUCGCACCGAGGCGUCGAUUACGCCCGUCGGCGUCCGCGGCUCAGCUCCGAAGUAAUCCCCAUCCUCCAGCCCUUGUGCCGGGUUCAGGCUCUUCGUCAUCACAACAGGAUAUGCUCCGGCAUCGAUCGGGUACAAGUCCUGCGAUGCUGAAACACAUUACUCCCCCUAUAUCCCCGACGUCUACGCACGACUCUAUGGGCCUCUCAACACCAACACAAAGCUCGUCGCGGCCGACCCUGCGUCGGAGAGAUGAAGUUAUAUCUCGCGAGGGCUUUACUGGGCCACCGGGCGACUAUGCCAGGUUCCCUCCGCCCCCGGAGCCGGAGGAAUUCAUCGAGCGCACGCGCACAAUCACCCCCACUACAGCUAUCUCCCUUGCCACCCCCGCACCCCCCUCGCACUCACGUCGUCUGCCUUUCAAUCUGCUCUCAUCACAUAAACCUGGUAUCGACCCGCAAAUAGGCCUCGGCGGCCACCGGAGGAAUGCGUCAGUGAAUGCGGCCAUCCGGUAG